AUGGAGGAGGUGGUGGUGCUGAUAGUGGGAGCUGGCCCUUCAGGCCUAGCGGUCUCCAAUUGUUUAUCUCACCUAUCAAUUCGAAACAUAGUUCUAAAGAGAGAAGACUAUUGUGUCUCGCUGUGGAGAAAGAGAUCAUAUGAUCGCUUGAACCUUCAUCUUGCUAGGGAAUUUUGUUCACUGCCCUACAUGCCCCAUGUAUCGUCGUCCUCCACCUUCAUGUCCAGAAAAUCCUUCCUCGAGUACAUCGACUCUUACAUCUCUAGGUUUGGCAUUGAGCCCCGAUACUGUCGUUUCGUCGAAGAGGGCUCGUACCUCGAGAACGAGAGGAAGUGGAGGGUCGAAGCUAGGAACACAUCAACCCAAGAGAAGGAGGUCUAUAUGGUCCAGUUCUUGGUUGUGGCAACAGGUGAAAAUGGCCAGGGUUUUAUCCCUGAAUUGCCCGGGUUGGAUGGUUUUGAAGGGAAGAUCAUCCAUUCGAGCGAGUAUAAAUCCGGAAAAGAUUAUGAGAAUAAAGUAGUUUUAGUAGUUGGAUGUGGAGAUUCGGGGAUGGAGAUUAGCUAUGAUCUAUCAAACUUCGGUGCUCAUACUUCAAUUGUGAUUAGGAACCCACUUCAUGAGCUCAACAAGGAGAUGGUUUAUGUCGGAAUGCUAUUAUCCAAUGUCCCGAUGACGGUCGCCGAUCCCGUGAUGACAUUUCUUAGGAAGCUCUGGUAUGGUGAUCUGACUAGUGAGGAUUAA
Messenger RNA from Rhodamnia argentea, 741 nucleotides. RefSeq names its product probable indole-3-pyruvate monooxygenase YUCCA10. Gene Ontology annotation, molecular function: monooxygenase activity; flavin adenine dinucleotide binding. NCBI's taxonomy places the organism in Eukaryota, Viridiplantae, Streptophyta, Magnoliopsida, Myrtales, Myrtaceae. The record is from RefSeq and is a predicted model, not a curated record. The transcript is spliced from 3 exons. The coding region runs from base 1 to 741 and encodes 246 amino acids.